Molecule: messenger RNA, 1774 nt
Organism: Callorhinchus milii (elephant shark)
Lineage: Eukaryota; Metazoa; Chordata; Chondrichthyes; Chimaeriformes; Callorhinchidae
Gene: kctd5a
Product: potassium channel tetramerization domain containing 5a
Exons: 7
Coding region: 29-796 (255 amino acids)
Biological process (GO): proteasome-mediated ubiquitin-dependent protein catabolic process; protein homooligomerization
Cellular component (GO): cytoplasm; Cul3-RING ubiquitin ligase complex
Molecular function (GO): cullin family protein binding
Source: RefSeq, a predicted model, not a curated record
UGGGCGCGCGGGGGGGGGUGGGGGGCUGAUGGCGGACGGUGGCGGCGCGGAGGCCGGGCCCGGGCCCGGGGGGAGAGGUCCAGCGCGAGGCCGCGGCUCCGACAAGUGGGUGCGGCUGAACGUGGGCGGAACCCGCUUCCUGAGCACCCGCCAGACCCUGGGCCGCGACCCCAGGUCCUUCCUUUACCGACUGUGUCAGGCCCAGCCCGACCUGGACUCCGACAAGGAUGAAACUGGUGCCUAUCUCAUUGACCGAGACCCCACCUACUUCGGGCCAGUGCUCAACUACCUGAGACAUGGGAAGCUGGUCAUUAACAAAGACUUAGCAGAGGAAGGUGUGCUGGAGGAGGCUGAGUUUUACAAUAUCACGUCACUAAUAAAACUGGUGAAAGACCGGAUAAGAGAGCGAGACAGCAAAACGACACAGAUCCCAGUGAAGCACGUGUACAGAGUCCUGCAGUGUCAGGAGGAGGAGCUCACCCAGAUGGUGUCCACCAUGUCUGACGGCUGGAAGUUUGAGCAGCUGGUCAGUAUAGGCACCCCGUAUGGCUAUGGCCGGGACCAUCAGUCAGAGUUUCUGCUGAUUGUGUCGCGGGAGGUGAAGGGGGAGGAGAGCAGUUUCCACACCAGCAGCAGCGAGCUGGUCAGUAUCGGCUCCUCCUAUAACUAUGGCAAUGAAGAUCAGGCCGAGUUCCUGUGCGUGGUGUCUAGGGAGCUGCACAACGCCCCAUACGGCAACAACACUGAGCCCAGCGAGAAAGCCAAGAUUUUGCAAGAACGAGGCUCACGGAUGUGAAGACUGUUUGUUUGCCGUCGACCCGACCCCGAGACAAGUUUUAAGUUAUUUUUUUACUUUGUGGGAGAGCGAGCGCCUGGGAGCCCUGACAGAGGCCAGCUGGCCAUACAGCAGCGGGAAAACCUCUCGCAACAGAUCUAACAACUCCGGGCUCCUUUUAAAUUUUGCCGAGUGAGCAAGUGCUGAGACUAUGUUUCCUCACUGCUGCUCAGCAGUUCAUGAGAGGUUUAGAACUCAGGACUGAGUUAGUCGGACAGUUAGGUGUGUGUUUGUGUCUGCACUAACAGGCGCGCCUCAGUCACAGGAACCAGGGCCACAGCUUGCUGUAUUUUUACUCCACCUGUACUCUGGAAAUAGCCUGACUACAUUUUUUUACAACCAAAACCAGACGGACUCAAAUGCAUACAUACCUAUGUGGAACUUUCUCUCUCUCUCUCUCUCUCUCAGUAGUUUUGGUUUGGAUAACUCUCGAGCACGGUGGUGGGUUUCCUUGCACGCGUCUUAGACACCCGACUGACCAAAACUUCUUAUUAUUAUUAAAACUGAUUUACUUGCUGGUAUAUUAUACAUAAACACUGGAAGCAAAUUGUCGUGUAUAAUCCUAGUUUUAGUAUCGAGAGACAAGAGUGGGCGCCGUUCUCUAUCAGACUCAACCCAUGCUUCCCAACAGAGUUAGUGAGUGUCACAAUUAUAAUAUCUGUAGGUAAAUGACUGGCUUCGUGCUAGGAAGGAAGUAGGUUUUAAGUUUUUUUUAAACACAGCCCUCGGUGCUCGCUCUGUCACUUUUUCUACAUUAAAUAAAGUGAGAUUAGAUUUCCUGCCCUUUAUUAGGGGCAACUUGUGGUUGCCAAGGGCCCAGAGAUCUUCUGAGUGUGAGAGCAGGGCUUCCUAAAGGGCUUUAACCAUAGAGGCACUGAGACGGUUUGUGUUAGGGUGUGGGGUGGGGGGAGGUGGGCGCAGUGGGUUUAAAAUCAUUUA